This is a messenger RNA of Prunus armeniaca (apricot), 633 nucleotides long. Lineage: Eukaryota; Viridiplantae; Streptophyta; Magnoliopsida; Rosales; Rosaceae. The record is from the annotation of a GenBank genome assembly.
AUGGCUGGUAAUGGGAGACGAGCUGGAACCAAUCAACAUAAAACCAUAUUUAUAUCCAAAUUCAGUUCUUUAAGUGGGAGGAGGACUCUAUCUAGAAGACGGUGCAUCUCAUUCACGCAUGAUGUGCGACUUGGACAAGGAUGGGAGUUUGCUACUGUGGCUGAAGCGAGACAUAGGGAUGAAUCUUGCGAUUCUGUGGAAGGCAGAUCUAUCGCUUCAGUUGCGAUAGAGGAGGAUGACCUCCCAUCUGAGGUGGAGAAGUCAAUUGAUGUAAUUGAAUGCGACAACGGGUUUGUAGCUAGAAUUCUGACUGGGCAAACUGAAGGGAUUGUUUUGGAGGGUCAUGGUGGGAUGGAGGAUAAAAAACUUGGGGGAGGCAACGAUGAAGGCAAUGAUAAGGCGUCAGGCAUGGAAAGGAUUGGAGAUGUUGGGCCUUUGAUUUCGCAAGACAUUGAGGGGGUCGGAGGUGUGGGGAUGGUGGGGGAGACGACUAAAGAAACAAAAUUAGUGAGUUACAGCAGAAGAAAGAGGUUGGGUGACGAGAAACAUUCUCGGAUUAUGGCCAAGCUGAAUCUCACAAUGGUUCCCAUUAAGAAGCAAUUGUCACUUGGGUGCCUCUCGAAAUCUAGUUGA